AAUAUCAAAAAUUGCUCGUAACAAAAUAUAUAUUAAUCUUCUAAUUGUUUCACAAGUCAUGGCCAAACUACUCUUUUCGUAUCUAUUCAUCUGCAUGUUUGUUCUCUCAGGCUUUUUGGCUUCUUCGAGUGCACAGGAGGUCAGAGAAUGUAGGACGGUCAUAGACCUAGGCAAGCAAUGCGACUUUCAAACAUGCCGAAUGACUUGUAAACGAGUUUUCGCCGACGAAUAUGCGUUUGGAUUGUGUCUAGGAAGCAAAGAAAAAGCUGUUUGUACUUGUUUGUACAAUUGCAAAGCUUAAACAUAUCAUGUAUGUUGUUAAGCUAGAGCAAAAAUCUUUAAUGUUAAGUGUCUUAAUCAGUUUGAUCCCAUGCAUGUAAUGUGUAACUGGAGGAUAUGAAUAAAAAAAUAUUUUAAAA
Messenger RNA from Arabidopsis arenosa, 419 nucleotides. Lineage: Eukaryota; Viridiplantae; Streptophyta; Magnoliopsida; Brassicales; Brassicaceae. The record is from the annotation of a GenBank genome assembly.